AUGUGUGAUCGCAGUCUCUACAGAUCUGGCUACGUUGGUUCUCUCUUGAAUUUGCAAUCUCCAGAUUCCUUUUAUUUUCCUAAUUUGAGGGCUAAUGGCAGUCAACUGGCGGCUCUGCCCACCAUUUCCUACCCCCGGAGCUCGAUCCCGUGGACUUGCUCAAGUUCGUGCGCAGCCCAGCCGCAGAGCCACGCGUUCAGCGGCGCGGCGCAGCCUUACCUCCCCGGCUCCGUUCCAAUCAACAUCAGCUCCAACGGCAACAAAGAGUGCCUGGAAGACAACAGUAAAUAUUACUCCCACGAUGCGAGCUCCAAACAAGAGGAGAGAUGCAGGCAAAGGCAAUCUUUUGCAAAUGACCCAACUGUUACUAACACAGCCAACUUAAAGCCCGUAAAGUAUGACCACUCGAGCCUGCAGAGAAGUUUGCAUGGCUCGGCUGCUCUGUUUGAAGUGAAUUCCUGCACUUCCAGCUUGAAGGAGGACAUCAAGAAUUCCGUCAACUUGAACCUGACAGUUCAGCCCACAGCAGUCCAGUCAUGCCUCAGACCUUCAGUGCAGGAUGGUUUACCUUGGUGCCCCACCCAGGGGAGAUCAAGAAAGAAACGGAAACCUUACACAAAACAGCAAAUAGCUGAAUUGGAAAACGAGUUUCUCCUCAACGAGUUUAUUAACCGACAGAAGAGGAAAGAACUAUCAAAUAGACUUAAUUUAAGCGAUCAGCAAGUUAAAAUUUGGUUUCAGAACCGGCGGAUGAAAAAGAAAAGAGUAGUCAUGCGAGAGCAGGCACUUUCUAUGUACUAG
Molecule: messenger RNA, 801 nt
Organism: Calypte anna (Anna's hummingbird)
Lineage: Eukaryota; Metazoa; Chordata; Aves; Apodiformes; Trochilidae
Gene: HOXD12
Product: homeobox D12
Exons: 2
Coding region: 1-801 (266 amino acids)
Biological process (GO): regulation of DNA-templated transcription
Molecular function (GO): DNA-binding transcription factor activity, RNA polymerase II-specific; sequence-specific double-stranded DNA binding
Source: RefSeq, a predicted model, not a curated record